UCCCCCUACUACACAACAUAGGAUAGAAUGGCCGAGAAGAAUUCGUCUGCUGUCGGCGGAGUGGAUAAGAUUGCCCACCCCCGGGUGCGGGGUGUGGACAUCCUUAGGGACCCACUUCUAAACAAGGAGUUUGGCUUCACCCUGAGGGAGAGACAGAUCCUGGGGAUACACGGCCUAAUCCCCCCAGCCAUCCGUACCCAGGAGGAGCAGUCCCAUAAUGUCCUGCUGAACUUCAACCGCUGGGACAACGACCUGGACAAGUACAUCUACCUGAUGGGGCUACAGGACCGGAACGAGAAGCUGUUCUACCGUGUGGUCACCGACAAUGUGGAGAAGAUGAUGCCCAUCAUAUACACGCCCACUGUCGGGCAGGCUUGUCUGAAAUACGGGCUCAUCUUUCGAAAACCCAGGGGGCUGUAUAUAACAAUCUAUGACAAAGGACACAUAUUUGAUAUUCUGUGCAACUGGACCAUUGAUGAUGUCAAGGCGAUCGUGGUGACAGAUGGAGAGAGGAUUCUGGGAUUGGGAGACCUGGGCUGCUAUGGAAUGGGGAUCCCAGUGGGGAAACUCUCCCUGUACACAGCGCUGGCCGGAAUACAACCCCAUCAGUGCCUCCCGAUUCUGCUGGACGUUGGGACUAAUAAUAAGGCACUUCUAGAUGACCCCCUCUACAUUGGUUUGAGGCAAAAUCGUAUUCAGGGAAAAGAGUACGAUGAAUUCAUUGAUGAAUUUAUGCAGGCCUGUGUUAAAAGGUAUACAAGGGAGGUCUUAGUCCAGUUUGAAGAUUUUGGAAACCACAAUGCCUUCAGAUUUCUGGAGAAAUAUAGGAAUGACUAUUGCACAUUCAAUGACGAUAUUCAAGGUACUGCAGCAGUGGCCGUAGCAGGAAUUCUGGCCAGUCUGAAGAUCACAAAGAAACCACUGAAGGACAAUGUGUUCGUGUUCCAGGGGGCAGGGGAGGCCUCUAUAGGGAUUGCAACUCUACUCGUAAUGGCCAUGGCUGAAGCAGGCAUCUCCGAGAAAGAGGCCCUCAAAAGGGUCUAUAUGGUGGACUCUAGGGGCCUUAUAGUCAAGAAUCGACCUUCAGGGGGAGUAACUGGCCCCAAGAUAAGGUUUGCACAGGAGCAUGCUCCAGUGGAUAAACUGGUGGAUGUUGUUAAACUGGUCAAACCGACGGCAAUCAUUGGUGCUGCCGCUGUUGCGGGUGCCUUCACAGAGGAGAUCCUGACCCUGAUGGGUACCAACAACGAGCGACCCAUUGUGUUCGCCCUCAGUAACCCGACCAGUAAGGCCGAGUGUACCGCAGAACAGGCCUACAGUAUCACUAAGGGGAGGUGUGUGUUUGCCAGUGGCAGUCCUUUCCCCGCCGUGACUUACAAUGGCAAAACCUUCCACCCCGGCCAGGGCAACAAUGCUUACAUAUUCCCAGGCAUUGCUCUGGCCACCAUUCUGUGUGAUAUCAGAUCUAUUACUGAUGAAGUGUUCUUAGAAUCAGCAAAGUUGUUGGCGGAUAUGGUGGAUGAGAAGAGUUUAUCCAUGGGACUGGUCUAUCCGCCUCUGUCGCGGAUUCUACAGGUGUCCACAGAUCUGGCCAUUGGAUUGAUCAACUUUUCCUACAAGCACAAGCUAGCCUACCACUACCCAGAGCCAGAGGACAAGGAGACCUUUGUCAAAUCGUACCAGUACGACAUGAACUACAAGAGCUUUGAACCCGCAACCUAUAACUGGCCUGAUGGUCUGAAUUCCACAGUGUGCAAAGUUUAGAAAACUUCUUCAAAAUAUAUGCUGAUGUUGUGGGAAAUUUUAAUAACACUUAAAGGGAUGUAUUUUGUUGUUUGCUUGUUUAAGAGCAGAGAUAUUUUUUAAUUUGAAAGAAAAAAAAAUAUGGAGGAUUGUUAGGAAGACAAGUACAAGUAUUAUAUUCAGUGGUUCAUGCAGCAUGGAGCUUAUGUGUUGUUGUUCAGAUAUUGAGAAUUUCUUUUUAACCCUUAAUGUUUAGUGAAACUGAAACUUUUUAAAACUUUAAACUGGAAUAUUUUGUCAUCUAGCUGAAAUGAUAUUUUGCAAGAUUUUAAAAAUGUUAUUUACUGUAUGAAAGACUCAUGAUCUCACAAGAUAUUAUAAAAGAAUUUGCACUGUUGUACAUGUAAUUUAGGAUUUGUUUAUUUUGCAAAAAAAAAAUCCACUUGUGUAGUGCUUGUUUGUUUAGUGCCAGUUUUUAUAGAUUUGUUCUUUUUUUUUAAUCAAAUUUCCUGGAAUUAUACACACUAAUCUGUUCCUUAAUUGUUCACAGUAACAGAGAAGUUAAUUCUACUACUGUGGUUUCACCAAUAUUCUUUGAAUACCAAUUUUAGUUGAUUUCGUUUUUAAGUUUAUCCUUGAAAUUAAAUAUUCAUUGAACUGCAAUUUCUACUAAUAUUUUGUAUUGAUAGGGUCAUUGGCCACAAAUUUACGUAUCCUUGAAACUGCGAUUUUCACUUAAUCCACAAAAAUUGAUACCCUUGAAUAAUAAUGAAACCACAGUAUUUAUUUCACUAUUUAACAUUAUGUUCUGUGAAAGUUAUGAAAUUCCUGAUGAUAUCAACUUUCGGGAUUUUUUGUCUCUUUAUUCUGAUUCAAACAGAUGUUCAUGAAUUAAUGAAUGGCUAAAUAUUGCUACUUCAUAUGUAUGGUGCAUUCAAAUUUUGUAGACUGGUAUUUGUCAUAUUAAGUGUUGAUGACUUAUUGUAGAUGUACAUACAAAUGUUCAUGCAUUCCUUCAUAUAAUUUCCAGAUAGGUAAGAAUUAAUUCAUACAAUGAAAUUUUCUUUUUCAUGAACAUUUGUGCAGUCAUAAAAACUAGUACUAGUAUUCAAAAAUAUUAGCCUGAUAUUUACAUUUAUACUUGCAAUAGCAGUGAUAUUAUAUUUAUACAAAUCAGCAUUGCUUUCUACAUAGAGAUCUAUAUUUAUAUGUGAUCUAUUAUUGUAUUUAAAAUAGAUAAUACACAUGUAUUAGAUAUUUCAGUGAUGGGGUGCUGGUGUCUUUAGAUAAAUUGGAUGGAUGCAUGUAGACAGAAAUUGACUAUGUUCUUUUAAAUAUUGUAAAUUCCUUAUUUUAUGCGAGAACUUAAUUCCGCUGUUCCGCUGUUUUGUAUCAAAUCGCAAGAAUAUAAAAUCGCGAGCACCAACGUUUUGUUAUGAUUUCCUAUAGUUCAAAACUGUCUGGAAAAUGAAAGCGAGAUUUUAAAAUCUGCGAGGGUUGCUUCUCACAAUUUUACGUGGAUAUUAAUUCCUUGCAUUUAAUAAUUAGGAAUCUACAGUAACAGCCAUUGUAACCAUAUGAAUUGGCAUUAAAUUUGUUAGCUAGGGAAUGGGAACCUAGCUCUAUUGUAAACCCUAGUGUUUCGCACAGUUCGAGUAGAUUCUGAAUUUAAAAUGUUGCAUUUGGGUUUACAGUGUUAAACUUUAUUAGUUUGCCUACAGAGGUUAAUUUUAUUUUCGUGCAUGACCUAUGGCUAUUUGCUGUCUCAGAUUCAAAUUUUUACAAAGAAACUUUUCAUCACAUUCCAAAGACAUUUCUCUCUCAGGUGUAUUUGAAUUUUUAUUUCUACCACUGUAUUCAUUCUAAAUAGAUGUUUAUUCUUAAGAUUUUUUUUAUUGAAAAAAUCUAUAUUUACAAUAUUUGAAUAUUGAUAUUAUUCAAAAUAGUUAUAAUAUAUAUCACAGUGCAUGCAUUUAACUUUUUGUUUUAUUUGUUAUAUUUAUUAUGUAUGAAAUAUAGCAAGUUUUAAUAUAUGAUGCACAUAUUAUAUGUAUUAUAUAUUAUGGAAUGAAUGAAACUUAUUGUAGAAGACUUUUAUCUUAAUUAGAAAAGUUGAACUUGUGUCAUUAUGAUUAUG
Messenger RNA from Magallana angulata, 3880 nucleotides. RefSeq names its product NADP-dependent malic enzyme-like. The coding region runs from base 28 to 1764 and encodes 578 amino acids. The transcript has 12 exons. The record is from RefSeq and is a predicted model, not a curated record. Gene Ontology annotation, biological process: malate metabolic process; pyruvate metabolic process. Gene Ontology annotation, molecular function: NAD binding; malate dehydrogenase (decarboxylating) (NADP+) activity; malate dehydrogenase (decarboxylating) (NAD+) activity. NCBI's taxonomy places the organism in Eukaryota, Metazoa, Mollusca, Bivalvia, Ostreida, Ostreidae. Gene Ontology annotation, cellular component: mitochondrion.